Messenger RNA from Carassius gibelio (silver crucian carp), 1307 nucleotides. Its product is annotated as SLAM family member 9-like. NCBI's taxonomy places the organism in Eukaryota, Metazoa, Chordata, Actinopteri, Cypriniformes, Cyprinidae. The transcript has 4 exons. The coding region runs from base 93 to 758 and encodes 221 amino acids. The record is from RefSeq and is a predicted model, not a curated record.
AGUCAGCAGAGAGUUCACUUUGUUAACAGCUUGUUCUCUACACAACUUUACUGCAAGCUUUCACAUUUGACUGAAACUAUUUCAGAGUGAUAAUGAAAAUGUUUCACACAUUGGCUUUUUGCUGUUUGUGCUGUUGCAGCCUGGCUGGUGUGUUUGCUGAUAAGAUUACAAUGAAGUCAGUGUCAGUGCUGGAGGGAGAUUCAGUCACUCUAGACUCUGAUCUCACUGAAAUAAUGGAUGGACAUUUGAUUGUGUGGAGGUUUGGAAAUGAAAACAAUGUAAUUGCUGUAAUCAGUGUAAUGACAAACAGCAUCACUGUAUAUGAUGAUGUUCUUGAUGAGAGAUUCAGAGACAGACUGAAGCUGGACAGACAGACUGGAUCUCUGAUCAUCACAAACAUCACAGAGGAACAUGCUGGACUCUAUAAACUACAGAGCAACAGUGUGAUCAAGAGAUUCAGUCUCACUGUCUAUGUUCAACUGCCUGUUCCUGUCAUCAGCAGCAACUCUUCAAACUUUUCUUCAUUAUCAUUAUCGUCAUAUUGUUCAUUGUUGUGUUCAGUGGUGAAUGUGAGUCAUGUGACUCUCUCCUGGUACAAAGGAAACAGUUUAUUGUCCAGCAUCAGUGUGUCUGAUCUCAGCAUCAGUCUCUCUCUACCUCUGGAGGUGGAAUAUCAGGAGAAAAACAGCUACAGCUGUGUGAUCAACAAUCCCAUCACAAACCAGACCACACAUCUGGACAUCAGUCAGCACUGUUAACCCUGUCCAGAUGUUCAUGUCAGUUGUUGUGAUACAGUUGAAGCUGUGAUGCGAUUGGUCGUCACUGCUCUGAUGGGCGUGGCUGCUACAGCUGCUGCUGUUCUUCUGGUCAAUGAUGUCAGAUCUGCUAGAGGUUAAAAGAAAACAGAACAGAUUCAAGAUAUUGUGACAUAUAUUGGAGUUAUAAUCAUAUGAAAAUAUGUGUGGUCCAAUUGUUUAGUAAUGGCAAAACAAAGCUUUGCUCUCCAUCUAUAUUCUUCAAUAUUUCAUUUUUAAAAAUGCCACCCAGUUCCCCCUUCAUUUAUGUUGCUAUUUUUUUUUUGUUGUUGCAUUAUCUGCAGCAACCCCACAAAUACAAAAGUAAAAAUAUUUGUUAUUAUUUUUAUCGAAAACUGAAUAUUACAUACUGAAAAGAGAAAGAUCUAUGAAUCAUAUGCCUAUAUUUUAAUUAAAGGGGUGUCAUAAUUAAACCAUGAAACACAUUUUAGCAGCAUAUUUAAAAAAAAAAAAACACAUAGACAAUGUAAUUGGCUAUUUCAUAUACCUGUA